Hevea brasiliensis (rubber tree) is the source of this 2199-nucleotide messenger RNA. RefSeq names its product TOM1-like protein 4. The record is from RefSeq and is a predicted model, not a curated record. Bases 400 to 1950 code for a protein of 516 amino acids. The transcript has 10 exons. Gene Ontology annotation, molecular function: phosphatidylinositol binding; ubiquitin binding. Lineage: Eukaryota; Viridiplantae; Streptophyta; Magnoliopsida; Malpighiales; Euphorbiaceae. Gene Ontology annotation, biological process: protein transport to vacuole involved in ubiquitin-dependent protein catabolic process via the multivesicular body sorting pathway.
AAGUCGAUUCUAAAAUGUGAACGCCAAAGGCUGACGAAAAGAAAAAUAAAACCAAACCAAACAGUCCUCAAACUACAAAAGGCUAACAAAUACAAAAACAAAAACAAAUCCAAACCCUCCUCUACCCUCUUACUCUCUUCUUUCUGUGUCUCAUACACAAACAAAACUUGCCAUUUCAAUCCAAAGUCUCUCUUUUUGAUUUCCAUUUUCUCUUCAGACGGGUAAGCUUUCUAUCUAGAUCCUUUGCCCUGUCUCGUCUUUCUUCUGAUUCUGUCCUCUCCUCACCUUAUUGGUGCUAUUUGCUAAGUGGGUUUUGCAGUUUUUCUUGCUUGAUAAGUUGUGUCUUAAAUUUUGGAUAAAAAGGGAUAGCUAACUUAAAAUAAGGGAGCAACAAUAGCUAUGGCAAAUAAUGCGGCUUCUUGUGCCGACAGGGCCACAAGUGACAUGUUGAUUGGUCCAGACUGGGCUAUAAACAUUGAGCUUUGUGAUAUCAUCAACAUGGAUCCUGGGCAAGCAAAGGAUGCCUUCAAAGUACUCAAGAAGCGACUAGGAAGCAAAAAUCCUAAGAUACAACUUCUUGCUCUUUUUGCAUUGGAGACUGUCAGCAAAAAUUGUGGUGAGAAUAUAUUUCAGCAGAUCAUUGACCGAGACAUCCUGCAUGAUAUGGUUAAAAUAGUGAAGAAGAAGCCAGAUUUGAAUGUGAGAGAAAAGAUACUUAUCUUGAUAGACACAUGGCAAGAAGCCUUUGGGGGACCAAGGGGAAGGUAUCCCCAGUACCAUGCUGCAUAUAAUGAACUAAGGGCUGCCGGAGUUGAGUUUCCACCCCGAGUGGAGAACAGUGUGCCGCUUUUUACUCCUCCCCAAACACAGCCAAUAGUUAGUGCACCUUCAGCAUAUGAAGAUGCUGCUAUCCAGGCCUCUCUGCAAUCUGAUGCUUCAGCUCUCAGCUUGCCAGAGAUUCAAAAUGCUCAGGGACUAGCAGAUGUGUUAACCGAAAUCCUUGGUGCCUUGGAUCCUAAGAACCCUGAGGGUGUAAAAGAAGAGAUGAUUGUUGACCUUGUUGACCAGUGCCGUUCUUACCAAAAGCGCGUCAUGCUUCUUGUGAAUAGCACAGCAGAUGAAGGUCUUCUGUGUCAGGGAUUGGCAUUGAAUGAUAACUUGCAGCGUGUACUUCGUCGGCAUGAUGAUAUCGUGAAAGGUAUCCCUACCGCAGCAGAAAGGGAAGCUGACACACCAGUUGUGCCACUUGUUGUUAUUAACCAUGAUGAAGAUGAGACAGAAGAUGACUUUGCCCAGCUGGCUCAUAGGUCAUCAAGAGAAAAUUCACAAGGACGUGCCAAGAAACCAGUCAGUGUUAGGACUGAACCAUCGCGACUGAGCCCUCUUCUUCCUCCUCCUCCUGCAUCAAAGAAGCCAGUCAGCACAGACUCUGGCACGAUUGAUUAUCUCAGUGGUGAUGUCUACAAGUCUUCUCAGAAUUCGGAGCCCACAUCCAAUACUGUUCCUCUUCAUUUCAGCACAAACUUCUCACCUCCACAUUCUCCAACUUUGUCUGCCUCAUCUCCUCCUUCUCAUGCUGUAAAUUCCUCACCUUUGUUCUCUGGGCAGCAGUUAUACGAUGAACCAGUUCCAUUAAGCAAAUCUGCUGAUCAGCUACCUCCAGCACCUUGGGAUACACCUUCUCGUGGAUUUCUUCCACCCCCUCCUUCCAGGUAUAAUCAGAGACAGCAAUUCUUUGAGGAACAUCAUGGACCUAUUGGCAGUGCAACUAAUUCAAGUAGUGGUUCUGGUUCCUCUUAUGAUAGCUUAGUUGGACAAACCCAGAAUAUGUCGCUUAAUUCAUCUACCUCCACCAAACAAGCAAAACCUGAAGACGCUCUCUUCAAAGAUCUGGUUGAUUUUGCAAAAGCCAAGUCGUCUUCAUCGUCCAAACCCAAUAGAUCAUUUUAGUCAGUAUAGUUUAUGUGUUGGUACAGCUUAUGGAUACUCCGAGAUUAUCAGGUUUUGCAUCAGACCAUGAGAUUGAUUGCCAGUUAAUAAAUGUCGGUUUAAACUUUUGAGUUAUGGCUUGUCUAUGCUGUGGCAGAAGUUUAUGUUCAUAUGAACUGCGUAUUGAAUUUAUUCGUACAUAUUUCUUAAGAAUGUGAUUGUGUAAUAUAUUGCUGUGCUAGAAUGAAUUCCCAUUCGUUGCUUUGUUUU